AUGGAAUCAAUGACUCUAGAAAAAAACCAAUACUCAUAUUUUGACCAAUCGACCUUCCAAAAAGCAAGCCAAAGACUUUUGAACUAUGGCGCAAGAUUUACGCCACAGGUUGUGACAUAUGCUAAAGGCUCGUACGUAUACAUCAACGAUAAAAAGGUUUUGGACUUCACUUCUGGCCAAAUGUCAACUUUGUUAGGUCAUGGACACCCAGAGAUUGCAGAAACUAUAACAAAACACGCAUCUGGCCUGGACCACCUCUACAGUGGAAUGGUAUCCCCGCCAGUACUUGAACUUGCUGAAAAGCUUACCUCAAUCCUACCAAAAGGCUUAGAUAGAGCCAUGUUUUUGAGCACAGGCUCCGAAGCUAACGAAGCCGCAAUCAAACUUGCGAAAAACAUCACCGGCAGAUUUGAAGUUGUCGGUUUUUCAUUAUCAUGGCAUGGCAUGACCAGUGGCUCCAAUGGAACUACUUAUCAGGACGGUCGUAAAAACCAGGGUCCUUUGAUGCCAGGGAACUUGUGUUUGCCGGCUCCAAACGCAUAUAGAUCGAUAUUUCGUAAGCCUGAUGGUUCUCACGACUGGGAAACAGAGCUAGAUUACGGGUUUAGUUUAAUUGAUGCAGCAUCCGUGGGAUCAUUGGCUGCUUGUAUCAUUGAGCCAGUCAUGAGCUGUGGUGGUAUGUUGGUUUUGCCCGAUGGGUAUCUCAAAGCUUUGAAGAAGCACUGCGAAAAAAGACGAAUGCUCUUGAUCGUUGACGAGGCACAAACUGCAAUCGGCAGAUGUGGUGAUAUGUUUGCCUUCGAGUCCCACGGGAUUGUUCCCGACAUCCUCACUUUAAGCAAAACCUUGGGCAAUGGCAUACCACUGUCAGCAGUGGUUACUUCUGAUGAGAUUUCUAAAAAGAGUGCCGAGAAUGGCUACUUAUUUUAUACUACUCACAUUAACGAUCCUCUUCCGGCUGCGGUCGGUGUGAAGGUACUAGAAAUAGUUCAGCGUGACAAUCUAGUUCCCCAUUCGAGGCAAAUGGGAGAAUUGUUUCGCAAAAGAUUGAGAGAGCUCCAAAAGGUCUACCGGCAAAUUGGCGACAUUAGAGGCCGAGGCCUUAUGACUGGUGUUGAACUAGUCGAUCCAGAUACUUUGGAGGCAGACGGACAGCUCGCGGAGAAACUUGCUAGCACAAUGAUGAAGUUUGGGCUUUCUGCCAACUUGAUUGCCGUGCCUGCAUUUGGGGGUGUUUUCAGGAUUGCACCUCCGAUUUCUGUCUCUGAAGAAGAAAUUUUAUUAGGCGUUGAAAUUAUUCAGAAAGCAUUUUCUGAAGUGAUCAGUUAA
Messenger RNA from Lachancea thermotolerans CBS 6340, 1329 nucleotides. Its product is annotated as aspartate aminotransferase family protein. Bases 1 to 1329 code for a protein of 442 amino acids. The transcript has a single exon. Gene Ontology annotation, molecular function: transaminase activity; pyridoxal phosphate binding. Gene Ontology annotation, cellular component: mitochondrion. The record is from RefSeq and is a predicted model, not a curated record. Lineage: Eukaryota; Fungi; Ascomycota; Saccharomycetes; Saccharomycetales; Saccharomycetaceae.